GCCGAUAAGCUUUGCUGCUUUUCGGCCGCGACUUGCCAAUACUACCACCACCGUUAAUAUCGUUGAAAUAUCGAGCACCUCUACGACAAAAUGUUGGUUGAGGACCAGCGAUAUAUCCAUGAGGACCUCGAGCGCCUCGAGCAAGGCAUCGCUGAUCGUGUCAGUGAAGAGCCGAAGCAUAUUCGUGCCCGCCUAAAUCGCGAUCAUGAAGUCUCCCAGCUCCUGGACCAGAUCCAGAAGCAAUCGGCCGAAAUCCUCUCCAUCUACGAAGACGCGUCGGGAGUGCGAUCCAAGGAAAUCCUCCAGAUUGGCAGCGGCGACCCCUUCGAGGAAUUCUACCGCCAGGUGAACGAGGUCAAGGAACAUCAUUCACGAUACGCAAAUGAGCAGGCCGAAAACUCCGAGAUCCGGUACCGCCCUCGCAAGGCUGGCGAGGACCAGGUCCCGUACAUCGUUGAGAGCAUGUUCUCGGGCGAGGAGGCAUACGGCCGCUACUUCGAUCUGCACGCCUGCCACGAGUCGUAUCUCAAUCUACCCAAUGUUAAACGCCUCGCCUACCUGCAAUACCUGGAAGUCUUUGACAAUUUCGCCGCCGUGGCGGGCGGAUUGAAGCGAUCCGACAAGUUGACCGACCAGUACUUCAAGUACGUGGGCGAGUUGAUGGAAUAUCUCGAGUCAUUCAUGCGAAGAACACGACCAUUGGAGAAUAUCGAAAAGGUGUUUGCGAGCUGGGACAAGGAGUUUGAGGACUCUUGGCAGAAGGACGAGAUCCAGGGCUGGCAGCUGGAAACAGCUGCAAUCCCAAGUGGAACAAACAGAACAUUGAGCACGCCGGACGCAGUCUGGUGCGACGCAUGUGAGAAGGACUUCAAGAACGAAAACGUCUACAAGGGACAUCUUAACGGUCGCAAGCACGUCAAGGCUGCAGAGGAACUGAAGAAGAGGCGGGAAGCCUCCGCUGCGUCGGCGGACGGCACACCUGAAUCCUCUGCACACCGUCUCAAGGAGCGCGCCGUGGCAGAGAGGGAGUACAGAGUGAAGAGGCUCUCAGGAGCCAUGAGCACGGAGCGGGAUGACACGCGCGUGAACGUGGAGCGGAGACAAGGAAUGACGGAGCGGGAGCGGGCGCAGGAGCUGGACAAUAUCUUCAACGAAGUUGGCAUAGCUGAGGAGAAUGGCGAGGCCGAGGAGGAGGAAGAGGAGAACGGCGAGGAGAGGAUCUAUAACCCCCUCAAGCUUCCCCUCGCAUGGGAUGGCAAGCCGAUUCCGUUCUGGCUCUACCGAUUGCACGGCCUCGGCGUUGAGUUCCCCUGCGAGAUCUGCGGGAACUAUGUGUAUCGCGGCCGCCGGGCCUUUGACAAGCACUUCAACGAGAGCAGGCACAUAUACGGCCUCAAGUGCCUGGGAAUCUCGAACACGCACCUUUUCCGGGAUAUUACGGAUAUCGCGGAGGCGCUGAGGUUGUGGGAUAAAAUCCAGCGGGACCAGAAGAAGACCAAGGUGGAUGAUGGCAGUGUUGUACAGAUGGAGGAUGCCGAGGGGAAUGUCAUGCCGGAAAAGGUCUACUACGACUUGCAGAAGCAAGGACUGCUCUGAUCCCUCGGAGAGGGUUUGAGCGGAAUUGGGAGAGGGAAACCACAUCUGUACAUUAUCAUAGAGCCAUGACGGAAUGAGAAGUCCUCAUCUUGAAAUUACGGCUCACACUUCAUAUCCGGGCUCACUUACGGGGCAUUGGCACCAUGAUCGUUGGGCAGCCAACCCAGGGUGACUGUUCCAUGUGCAUACAAACAGAAUGAGUUCACCGACCUCGUCCGGUCAAGCAAUCAAUCAAUGCCAGGCAGGACGCCAUUGAACGCGACAAUAUGACUUGCAUCAGAGCGGGCGGCCCCUCCAGCCUGGGACAGACUGGGGACUCGAAAA
This is a messenger RNA of Phialemonium atrogriseum, 1920 nucleotides long. RefSeq lists its product as uncharacterized. The record is from RefSeq and is a predicted model, not a curated record. Gene Ontology annotation, cellular component: spliceosomal complex; nucleus. The coding region runs from base 91 to 1596 and encodes 501 amino acids. NCBI's taxonomy places the organism in Eukaryota, Fungi, Ascomycota, Sordariomycetes, Cephalothecales, Cephalothecaceae. Gene Ontology annotation, molecular function: zinc ion binding; RNA binding. The transcript has 2 exons. Gene Ontology annotation, biological process: mRNA splicing, via spliceosome.